AUGAAUAAGGAGAACAGCGAAUUUACGCCGUGCUGGGAGAUCCUCAAGGGUGCUUUAACCGACAUCCACAACAAGAACGCCAGCAGACUCUCGUUCGAGCACCUCUACCGAGCUUCGUACAAGAUCGUCCUCCGAAAGAAAGGCGAGCUACUCUACAACAAUGUCAAAACAUUCGAGGAACAAUGGUUCCGCGACCACGUCCUCAAACCCAUCGAAGACCUGGUCUCCGCAAAUCUAAUCAGCAUCGCGCUGCUCCAGGUACCUGGGUCCAGCGCGCACGAACGACGCCAAACAGGCGAGCGGUUUCUGAGAGGGAUUCGCAGCACAUGGGAGGACCACAAUAUGUCGAUGAACAUGGUCGCCGACAUCCUCAUGUAUCUCGAACGAACAUACGUCGCUGAGUCGAGACGACCAUCCAUAUUUGCGGCCACGAUCGGGUUGUUCAGAGACCACAUCUUGCGGAAUACAUUGGGCGAGGCUUCAGAACAGCUCAAUCAGCCGUUCGUCAUUUUUGACGUUUUGAACGCUGUGGUCUUGGACCUGAUCAACAUGGAGAGGGAUGGCGACAUCAUCGAUCGGAAUUUGCUCCGCCAGAUAACAUCAAUGCUGGAAGCUCUGUACGAAACCGAUGACGAGCUGGAAAAUGCGAAGCUUUACUUGACCGUUUUCGAGCCUCGUUUCCUCAGUGCGAGUCAGGGGUUUUACAAAAAUGAGUGCGAGAAACUGCUCCGCGAGGGCAACGCUAGUGCAUGGCUUCAUCACACCCAACGCCGGCUCCGCGAAGAGCAAGAUCGCUGCGACACAUCGCUUUCUAUCCUAACCACGGACAAGAUUGCCUUGGUUGUCGAGAAGGAAUUGAUUGUCGCGAAGCUCGGCGACUUUUUGGCCAUGGAGGGGAGUGGAUUGAAGAGUAUGAUUGACAACGACCGUCACGAUGACUUGUCGAUACUCUACCAACUUAUCUCGAGAGUUGACAAGACAAAACACGCUCUGAGGGUGAUUCUGCAGAGUCGUGUGAUGGACUUGGGUCUCGAAAUUGAGCAGACCCUUAAAAACACAGAUUUCUCCGCGCCUGCGACGGGCCCCGAGGCGGAAGAGCCAGCCGAAGCUGGUGAAAAGGCCAAAAUCCAGCCCCUGAGUGCGGCGGCGCAACAAACGGCCGCCUCGAUUAAGUGGGUAGACGAUGUACUGCAGCUGAAGGACAAGUUUGACAACCUGUCGAAAACAUGUUUCAAUGAAGAUCUAGUUCUUCAGUCCGCCGUGACGAAGAGCUUCUCUGAAUUCAUCAACAUGUUCAACAGGAGUUCAGAGUUCGUGUCGCUCUUCAUUGACGAUAGUCUCAAGCGGGGCCUCAAGGGCAAGUCGGACGAAGAUGUGGAGGUGGUCCUGCAAAAGGCUAUCAUUCUCCUCCGGUACCUCGCCGAUCGCGACAUGUUUGAGCGGUACCACCAAAAGCACCUCGCCAGGAGGUUGCUGCACAACAAAUCCGAAAUUCACAUCGAGAAGGAACUCGUUCGCAGGAUGAGGGGGGAGCUGGGUAACCACUUCACCACAAAAUUUGAGGGCAUGUUCAAGGACAUGGAGCUGUCGAAGGACCUCACAGAAAAUUACCGGGAUCACGUCCGGAAUUUGGGCGAUGCCGAUGUCAAAUCGGACCUUGGUAUCCACGUGUUGACCACGAACAACUGGCCACCCGAGGUUAUGAAUCGCACCGCAGCUCAAGAAGAUGGCAGUGCCCGAGCGGAAUGCAUCUUCCCACCAGCCAUCAAGCGACUUCAGGAAAGCUUCUUUAAGUAUUACCUGAAAGACCGCAGUGGCCGCGUUCUAUCCUGGGUGGCCUCAGCGGGAAGCGCCGACGUCAAAUGUGUGUUUCCCAAAAUACCCGGCAAGGAGAGUGGGCCGCUCAGCAAGGAGCGCCGGUAUGAACUCAACGUCUCGACUUACGGCAUGAUUGUGCUGGAGUUGUUCAACGGUUUCGCCGACGACGCGAGCUUGUCAUUUGAAGAGAUUCAGGCCAAAACUAAUAUCCCCCCCUCUGACCUCAUCCGCACGUUGGGAUCACUCUCCAUCCCGCCCAAGUCGCGGGUGCUCGCCAAGGAGCCAAUGUCCAAGAAUGUCAAGCCGACUGAUAAGUUUGCCUUCAACGCCCAGUUUGUCAGCAAGACCAUCAAGAUCAAGGCGCCCGUUAUUAGCAGCACCUCCAAGGUUGAGGACAACGACGAGCGCAAAGAGACCGAACGCAAGAACGACCAGACCAGGGCCCAUGUGGUGGAUGCCGCGAUUGUGCGGAUUAUGAAGCAACGUAAGGAGCUAUCGCACACUCAACUCACUACCGAGGUCAUCGGGCAGCUUGCUGGUCGCUUCAAGCCUGAAGUUUCGAUGAUCAAGAAGCGGAUCGAGGAUCUGCUUACCCGGGAGUACUUGGAGAGAGUCGAAGGCAGCGAUAUCUCCGCGUAUCGGUAUCUGGCCUGA
Messenger RNA from Dichotomopilus funicola, 2472 nucleotides. Its product is annotated as Cullin. The transcript is spliced from 2 exons. The record is from RefSeq and is a predicted model, not a curated record. Lineage: Eukaryota; Fungi; Ascomycota; Sordariomycetes; Sordariales; Chaetomiaceae. Gene Ontology annotation, biological process: protein ubiquitination; ubiquitin-dependent protein catabolic process. The coding region runs from base 1 to 2472 and encodes 823 amino acids. Gene Ontology annotation, cellular component: Cul3-RING ubiquitin ligase complex. Gene Ontology annotation, molecular function: ubiquitin protein ligase binding.